CUCCCAGCAGCGCCCGCGCACAAGAUGGCGGCGCGGGGUGGCGGGCGGUGAGCGAGGGGCGGCGGCGGCCGCGGGCCGACAUGACCUACACGGCCGAGCAGCUGGACGGGGUGCGGCGGAUCAAGCGGUGCCGGGAUUACUACGAGAUCCUGGGGGUGAGCCGGGAUGCCGGCGAGGAGGAGCUGAAGCGGGCGUACCGCAGGCUGGCCCUGAAGUUCCACCCCGACAAGAACCGCGCACCCGGAGCCACCGAGGCCUUCAAAGCAAUAGGCAAUGCUUUUGCAGUUCUGAGCAACCCUGAGAAACGACUCCGCUACGAUGAGCUCGGGAGUGACCACGAGCACGUCAGCACUGGCCAGGCCAGGCACUACAAUUACUACACAGAAUUCGAAGCAGACAUCACACCAGAAGAAAUAUUCAAUGUGUUUUUUGGUGGGCAUUUCCCUACAGGGAAUAUCCACAUGUUCUCCAAUGUAACCAGAGAUGCUCACUAUUACCCACGGAGGCACCGGGCUGAGAGGGCGUGGACACAGGAGCCAGAGGAGGAAGAGCACAGGCCGCAGAAUUCAUACUCUGCAUUUAUCCAGUUGAUGCCAGUUUUCAUCAUCAUAAUUGUGUCAGUUAUAACCCAGCUGAUGGCCACCAACCCACCCUACAGCUUAUUCUACAAAUCGUCCAUAGGCCACGUUGUCAGCAGAGAAACAGAGAACUUGCAGGUGCCUUACUAUGUUGAUAAAAACUUUGAAAAGAAUUAUCAAGGAGCAGAACUUCAAGAGCUUGAGAAAACAGUUGAGAAAGAUUACAUAGACUAUAUUCAGACCAGCUGCUGGAAGGAGAAACAGCAGAAGUCUGAUUUGUCAAAUUUGGCCAAGCUCUACAGAGAUGAGCGGUUAAAACAGAAAGCAGAGUCCCUGAAACUUGAGCACUGUGAGAAGCUCUCCAGUCUGAUCGGGAUGCACAAAGGGGGCUGACCAGGACGGGCACGUUCCGUAGUUUUACUUAUUGCUGUUUUAACUUAUGUUUUUAUUUUCCUUCAUAUGAAAAGGGAAGGAGUCUGUUGUAAAGAGUCUGGACGUUGGAGUCCUUCUGCAGGUAGUGCAGAGAGGGGCCAUCCCGAGCUGUUUGCUGUAGUAUAUCCUGUACAGUAGAUUUGGUUCCAAGGACCAGUGGCACUUUGUAAAUGAAUUCCCCAGGACGCGCUCUGAGUUCAGAACCCGUCUGCGUGGGCGGUUUGUCCGCCACCCAGGCUGUGUGUGCUUCCCAGGAGAGCAGGCACCUCUCGGCUUCCCGUGUUUCCUCUGGACCUGCAGCUCCCUGGAUCCCCGGCAGCGCCGCGCUCGGGGCUGGGGGUCACUCCCGCUGUCCCUCGGGGCUGUGCCACAGAGCUGGGGGGUUGUUGCAGUACAGGAGGGACAGGUCCCUGCCUCAGGUGAGCCCCUGAGCACAUUCCCAGCUCUCCCACUGCCCCAGGGAUCACAUCCCGUGCUGCUCCAAGGGAGGGCUGUGCCCAUCCUGGCACCAACAUCGACCAGAUGAUGGGAGUCUGGGAACUGCACCAGUUCCAGUGUCUGCCAGACCGUUGGGAAAGGAGAACUGUGUUCAUUCCCUUGUCUGUUUCCAGUGGCAUAUUUUGAAGCUGGCUACUCCAUUCUGGUUUUUAUCUGCACACUUCCCCAGCUCUCCCAGGGUCCUGCUUUUUCCGGUACAGUUCUCAUGUAGCAUAUUUUUACUCUGUUGAGCAGCUACGAAUGUUUCACUGUAGACAUGAUAAUGCAAAGAAAAAAUCCAUGUGGCAAUGUCCUGUUUUUUCUUGAUCUUCCUUUACACAACCAGGCCUUGAAGGGCAGGCUGAGGCUGGGUCGUCCUCAUGAAGAGCAGACCAGUGUUAGACCAGUGUUACUCCAGUUAAGCACUAUUAACCCCCUGAGGCAGUCUGGUGUGUGCCCUGCAUGGAAUGACCUGCUCUUCCAGGGAAUACCUGCCCGGGGUGGGGGGCUCACAGACCAGCACUGCUCCCCUCUGACCUUGGCAGUGUGAGUCAGUGAGACAUGAGCAAGGCUCUGCUGUUGCCACAUUCCUGAAACUGGAGUCACACAGGAUGCACAGGUGGCCUUGGCUGAAACCUAGGGAGCAAAUGCUCAAAAGCGGGGGAAAUGCCAGGAUUAAACCUGCCUGUAAAGCUCAGACUGUCCCUGUGCUGGGCACUGGUGCAGUGGUGUAUGAGUCCUGCUGGAUGGAACUGGGAAUGUUGGUACCACAGUGUGUCCCCUCCAUGUCCCUGUCCCAUCCACACAGCCCUGGGAGGUUUGGCAGGAAAGGAAGCUGGGAGCUACAGGAAAAUAAGCUUUUCUGGGGUCUGCCCUGGGAUGUGAGGUUUGAGGCCUGGUGUUCCUGCACACAAGCCCUAAACAUCCCAGCUCCCAUCGCAGGGAGGAGAACAUUCCAGGUACAGCAGCAGUGCUGUGGUGGUGUGUCAUAAAAGGAAAAAAACAACAUAGUGACUCUCUAAGUUGCAUUUUUAUGCUGACAUUUGUGCCCCAAUUGUAGGAAAUCUUGUAGGAACAUGGGGGGAUGCUGAGUAGAAUUUAUUGGGCACUUGGAGCAGGAGGAGCACUGGUGAAAAGGGCAUUUUGAGGGGCUUGGUGUGGAACAUACUUAGUGCCAGAGUUUAAGGGCAAGAAUGGGUGAUCAUUCCAAGUUGGCUUGCAGAGCAGGCAGCCUUAAUUCUGGUAUUUCCCAGUUUUGAGCACGAGUGUGUAAAAAAAGUGAAAAUAAUGUUGCUUUUUAUAUAUAAAAUAGCUUGUAGAAUAUAUUAGAAAUCUAUUUAAGUGUUUGGACUUGGUUCCAGGGUUGGUAUCUUCCCUGUCAUUCCUGUGUGACUGUAGAGGGAUACAGGUAGGGAGACCAAAUCCAGUGACUUCCUGGACUCACAAUGUCCUGCACAGAGCUUGAACUCCUCCAUAGCAUUUUGCACUGAAACCAGAUUGUACCUUUCAUCCAAAGAUCUUGAGUACUUGAUGGAGGUGGGAGACCUCCUGUGGGAAGCACAAUCAGCUAGGAAACGCAGGAGGGAGGUAAAAACAUGCCCAAAAGCAAUAAGUGUUCUUUGUUCUAACCAGGGAGGGUCAGGGUGCUGGUCCCGGUGUGAGCUGUGAGGGAGGACAUGAGGCUUGGGACCUCUGCGGUGACAAACAGGACGAGUUGCGUUUGUACGGUGCUCCACGGGGAAAAGGAGGAUCCUCUCUGGAGCCCGUGGUGCGGGAAUGCAUCGCCGUCCUUCUCCAAGGGGUACUUGCGGUUCUUCUUUGUGGGGCUCUGACGGGAGGAAAGGGUGUUCCUGGGUGCACCGAGCGCUUGAACAUGGGUUUGUGUGUGUAUAUACAUUUAUUUAUUUUUAAAUUAAAGAUGUGACAUCGCUGUGCCUGUC
Molecule: messenger RNA, 3427 nt
Organism: Corvus hawaiiensis (hawaiian crow)
Lineage: Eukaryota; Metazoa; Chordata; Aves; Passeriformes; Corvidae
Gene: DNAJC18
Product: DnaJ heat shock protein family (Hsp40) member C18
Exons: 7
Coding region: 81-971 (296 amino acids)
Biological process (GO): cellular response to misfolded protein
Cellular component (GO): endoplasmic reticulum membrane
Molecular function (GO): Hsp70 protein binding
Source: RefSeq, a predicted model, not a curated record